Laetiporus sulphureus 93-53 is the source of this 680-nucleotide messenger RNA. RefSeq lists its product as uncharacterized. The record is from RefSeq and is a predicted model, not a curated record. Lineage: Eukaryota; Fungi; Basidiomycota; Agaricomycetes; Polyporales; Laetiporaceae. The coding region runs from base 229 to 402 and encodes 57 amino acids. The transcript is spliced from 4 exons.
AAUUCUUGUCUCUCGUAUUUUGCUAAACAUCCAAGAAAAGGCCCGAGCCGCGCAGAGGGAGCAAUCCGAUACUCCCUCGUUUGUGCGCUCAGGCCAUGGCAUGCAGACUGAAGCGGACACAGCCUUGUGAUCCCUUCUGAUGCCUCCAACAGCAUCCCUGCAAUCGGCCCAGAGACGGAACCUUCCGUAGCCACCACCAACCAGGCAAACGCUGUUGUGGACGAGACCAUGAUUGCCGGCCCUUCGAAUCAACAUCGCCAUUGCGAAGUACAGGAAGUUGAGGUACCCGUGGAGGCUGGACCCUCUGGACAAGGCCGCGAGGAUGAUGUGGAGCAAGGGCAGGCGGAAGGAGAGGUCGCAGAGGAUUGGGAGGAAGAAGAGGAUUGGGAGGAUGACUACUAAGGCGAGGAGCUGGAGUUGUUCAUGUAAUGUGUUUUGGAAUCUGGUGAGUUUGUUCCGCAAUUCUUUCUCUAUAUCGAAACUUCGCUAUACUAGGUCGCAGGCGUCCUCGUUCCGUAUUUAUUGGUUUUUGGAAGAUCGGUACAAUUUUUAAUACGUUGUCUGCCUAUGUAGUCAGACAUGUGCAAUGUCUCUCGCCGUCUUCAAAUUGCUCCCUGUAGCAGACUUUUCGAUACCGCGACUCUGUGGUUCUAUCAAUACUAUGCUUGGACUAUCUGCAG